UUUUGAGAUGCAGCCAGUGUUUGUUCAAACAGGAGGAUGAUCAGAGAUUGAUUUGGCUGGAGCAGAUGGAGUGUCCGUACAGAAGCCGCAUGAACCAGCAUCGCUCCAGAGACACUGGAGUUCGUGGUGUGUCGGGUGGCCGGUCCGUAAUGAAGAAAAAGAGCUCUCAGAAACACAAACACAUGCAUCACUGCAGUCCUGCUGCGUCUCUCAGUGAAAGCAUUGUGGGCUGUCGAAUACAACACAAUUGGAAGGAAGAUGUCUACAGUCCGGUCUCUCGGUGGAAGGGGACGGUACUAGUCCAAGUGUCUGUCAACUCGUCUCUGUACCUCAUCAAGUACGAUGGAGUGGACUGCGUCUACGGCCUGGAGAUCUUCAAAGAUCAGAGGGUUCAGAAUCUGGAGAUUUUCCCCGGGGAAAUCGCCUCGUUUCGGGUCAGUGACACUCGUCUUGCGGACCUGCUGCUGGGAAGGCCGGUGAUUCACCUGUUUGAGACGGACGACAGCUCGAAGGAUGAGUGGAGAGGUUUGGUGCUCUCCAGGGCUCCCAGCAUGCCUGCGUGGUUCUUCAUAACUUAUGAGAAAGACCCCAUGCUGUACAUGUACCAGCUGAUGCAGGAUUAUAAAGAUGGGGACCUUCGGAUACUUCCGGAUUCAG
Sinocyclocheilus grahami is the source of this 657-nucleotide messenger RNA. RefSeq names its product spindlin b (gene spinb). The annotation marks the transcript as partial. The record is from RefSeq and is a predicted model, not a curated record. Gene Ontology annotation, biological process: gamete generation. The transcript is spliced from 3 exons. NCBI's taxonomy places the organism in Eukaryota, Metazoa, Chordata, Actinopteri, Cypriniformes, Cyprinidae.